AUGAUUAAUUAUUUUUGGGUAGAAGAGGAUAUAAUUCAAGGAAAUGGUGGAUAUGUAAGUUGGAAUGUUGAUCUGGUUCGGGGAUUGUUUCCUCCUGAUAUUGCUGCUAUUGUUCUUUGUAUAAAGCUGAGCCAUCGGGAUUGUGAAGACAAGUUGAUUUGGCACUGGACAACUGAUGGUAAAUAUACAACGAAAUCAGCGUACCAUCUAGCGCGAAAUCUUGUUUUUAGAGGGCAAACUGCAGCACAUAAUGUGAUCUGGAAGUGCAUCUGGGAAUUGCAAGUCCCGCCUAAGGUUUCUCACUUCUUGUGGCGAGCUUGUCAUGAUAUUCUUCCUUCUAAGAGUCGUCUACAUCUGAAAGGAUUGAACAUCGAUGAUAGGUGUUUGGCAUGUGGUGAAGAGGAGACAGAUGUUCAUGCUCUAGUGGGUUGCCCUGUCGCUGUUUCUUGUUGGUCUGUUUGGCGACAGUGGUCUCAGGGCUUUGCUGCGGAGGAUUUUAUUGAUUGGUUGUCGUUGGUUUGGAAUAGGGGUGAAAUGGUUGAUAGGGUGGAAGCAGCUGUGAUUGUGUGGAAUAUUUGGAACUACAGAAAUAAGCGUUUAUGGAGUGGCGUCUUGCCUUUGGCGCCGGUGAUGGUCAGUUCAGCUUUGAGUAUCCUCUAUGAUUGGCAGUCGGCUCAACAGGUGGUGCCUCCUUUGACUUCAAUUCUUCAUCAUCCCACUCCUUUCCAGCUAACAGGUCAGGUUUCGGUGCACUUGUUCGAGAUGAGCAUGAUUCUUUCGUUUCUCUGUGGUAUUAUUGGCUUCUAUAAGGGUCUGUAUCCGUCGAAGCUUGUUGAGACUAUUGGUCUUAGGGAGGUUUUAUCUUGGCUGAAGCGGAUAGGUUUGGAUGGAGUUAUUGUGGAAAUGGAUGCUCAGAUGGUUUGCAAGGCUGUCAAGGGUCCAUGUGAUAAUGAUUCAGAUUCGGUCUGCUGGUUCAAGAUUGCAACGAAUUGUUAUCAUCUCCAAACAUUCAUGACAUAG
Messenger RNA from Jatropha curcas, 1020 nucleotides. RefSeq lists its product as uncharacterized. NCBI's taxonomy places the organism in Eukaryota, Viridiplantae, Streptophyta, Magnoliopsida, Malpighiales, Euphorbiaceae. The record is from RefSeq and is a predicted model, not a curated record.